Molecule: messenger RNA, 2159 nt
Organism: Propithecus coquereli (Coquerel's sifaka)
Lineage: Eukaryota; Metazoa; Chordata; Mammalia; Primates; Indriidae
Product: zinc finger and BTB domain-containing protein 46
Exons: 5
Coding region: 152-1915 (587 amino acids)
Biological process (GO): regulation of transcription by RNA polymerase II
Molecular function (GO): RNA polymerase II cis-regulatory region sequence-specific DNA binding; DNA-binding transcription factor activity, RNA polymerase II-specific; protein binding
Source: RefSeq, a predicted model, not a curated record
GGUCUUGCUCUGUGGCCCAGGCUGGAGUGCAGUGGCGUCAUCACAGCUCACUGCAGCCUUGAACUUCUGGGCUCAAGCGAUCCUCCCGCCUCAGCCUCCCAGGGUGCUGGGACUACAGAGGCCGUAGAAGAGGCAGCACCAAGACUUCCCGAUGAACAACCGAAAGGAAGAUAUGGAAAUCGCGUCCCACUACCGGCACCUGCUCCGCGAGCUCAACGAGCAGAGGCAGCACGGCGUCCUGUGCGACGUCUGCGUGGUGGUGGAGGGCAAGGUCUUCAAGGCGCACAAGAACGUCCUGCUCGGGAGCAGCCGCUACUUCAAGACGCUCUACUGCCAGGUGCAGAAGACGUCCGACCAGGCCACCGUCACCCACCUGGACAUCGUCACGGCCCAGGGCUUCAAGGCCAUCAUCGACUUCAUGUACUCCGCCCACCUGGCCCUCACCAGCAGGAACGUCAUCGAGGUGAUGUCCGCCGCCAGCUUCCUGCAGAUGACGGACAUCGUGCAGGCGUGCCACGACUUCAUCAAGGCCGCGCUGGACAUCAGCAUCAAGUCCGACGCCUGCGACGAGCUCGCGGAGUUCGAGAUGGGGGCCCCGUCCGGCAGCAGCACCGAGGCGCUGAUCUCCGCCGUGAUGGCCGGAAGGAGCAUCUCCCCGUGGCUGGCUCGGCGAACGAGUCCCGCCAACUCCUCCGGAGACUCGGCCAUCGCCAGCUGCCACGAAGGGGGGAGCAGCUACGGGAAGGAGGACCAAGAGCCCAAGGCCGACGGCCCCGACGACGUCUCUUCGCAGUCGCUGUGGCCGGGAGAGGUGGGCUUUGGGCCUUUGCGCAUCAAGGAAGAGCAGAUCUCGCCGUCUCCGUAUGGGGGCAGCGAGCUGCCUUCCGCCAAGGACGGUGCGAUGCAGAACUCCUUCUCGGAGCAGGGUGCCGGGGACGGCUGGCAGCCCACGGGCCGCAGGAAGAACCGGAAGAACAAAGAGACCGUCCGGCACAUCACGCAGCAGGUGGAGGACGACAGCCGGGCCAGCUCCCCGGGCUGCCCCUUCCUGCCAGCGUCGGGGUGGCCCUUCGGCAGCCGAGACUCAAGUGCGGACCUGACUGUCGCAGAAGCCAGCAGCUCGGACGGCCGCGGGGAGCGGGCAGAGCUCUACGCGCACGUGGAGGACGGCCUCCUGGGCGGGGAAGCCAGCUACCUGGGCCCGCCCCUCACCCCCGAGAAGGACGACGCCCUGCACCAGGCGACCGCGGUGGCCAACCUGCGCGCGGCGCUCAUGAGCAAGAACAGCCUGCUGUCCCUCAAGGCCGACGUGCUGGGGGACGAGGGCUCCCUGCUGUUCGAGUACCUGCCCAAAGGUGCCCACUCGCUGUCCCUGAACGAGUUCGCGGUGAUCAGGAAGAAGUUCAAGUGCCCGUACUGCAGCUUCUCCGCCAUGCACCAGUGCAUCCUCAAGCGGCACAUGCGCUCGCACACGGGAGAGCGGCCCUACCCCUGCGAGAUCUGCGGCAAGAAGUUCACGCGGCGCGAGCACAUGAAGCGGCACACUCUGGUCCACAGCAAAGACAAGAAGUACGUGUGCAAGGUGUGCAGCCGCGUGUUCAUGUCUGCCGCCAGCGUGGGCAUCAGGCACGGCUCCCGGCGCCACGGCGUGUGUGCUGACUGCGCCGGCCGCAGCAUGGCCGGGCCUCGGGACCACGGCAGCGGGGGCGGCGAGGGCUCCCCGGAGGCGCUGUUCCCGGGCGACGGGCCCUACCUGGAGGACGCCGAGGACCCGCGUGGCGAGGGCGAGGAGCUGGGCGAGGACGGCGAGGGCCUGGCCCAGGAGGACGCGCUGCUGGGGGACAAGGACGAGGACGACUCGCCGCAGCCCCGCAGCCCCUCGGGGGGCGACAAGGACUUCGCCUGGAUCUCCUAGACCCCCCCCGCCGGCGGGCGGUGGCCGCGGCCCUCUGUCCACCUGCGUCUGCGUCUCCACGGUCUCCACUCCCAGGGGGCUGCACUGACCCUCCCGCGGCUCCCCCGCAGAAACCAGCCUCGGGGGCUAAGAAGCAGGUUGGACCUGGCGCCUGGGGAGCCUGGGGGCCGCGGCGAAGCUGAGAGAAGGGGGCACAGGCUGGGUUUACAUCCGGGUGGCGCAGGGGCGAGGCCGCAGCAGGUGG